CCGAGUGAGCGAACGGGGUUCUAUUGUUUUGUUUCAUUUUGUUGUUAGUAAGCGCACCGCCCGUUCGGUUUGUUUCCAUUGUUUGUCCCAGUGCGCACCGUGUUCCCUUCCAGUGUGUGUUUGUGCUGUGCGCCGUAAGCGGAGGAUCCGGAAGAAUCCCGUUGAAAGAACUCCUUUCGUCCCCGCCGUUGCUGCUGCGAUCCUUGUGUUCUCGAGCACCGUGCAACGCUCCAUCUGCCCCAUUGCCCCGCGCUAGCUGGCCGGAAUGUCCCGUUACAACCAAACGCACGCAGGCUAUGCCCAAACCUUCAAGCUGGUCGUUGUGGGCGGUGGCGGUGUUGGCAAAUCGGCUAUCACCAUCCAAUUCAUACAGAGCUAUUUCGUAACCGAUUACGAUCCGACCAUCGAAGAUUCUUAUACCAAACAGUGCGUAAUCGAUGAUGUCCCGGCAAAACUCGACAUCCUCGACACGGCCGGCCAGGAAGAGUUCAGUGCGAUGCGCGAACAGUACAUGCGCUCUGGCGAGGGCUUUUUGCUCGUGUUCGCCGUGACGGAUCACGCGAGCUUCGACGAGAUUUACAAGUUCCACAAGCAGAUACUGCGGGUGAAGGAUCGCGACGAGUUCCCGAUGCUGAUGGUGGGCAACAAGUCCGACCUGGACCACCAGCGGGUCGUUUCGCUCGAGGAGGCGCAGCAGCUGAGCCGGCAGCUAAAGAUUCCGUACAUCGAGUGCAGCGCCAAGCUACGCAUCAAUGUUGACCAAGCGUUCCACGAGCUGGUCCGGGUGGUGCGAAAGUUUCAGCUCUCCGAGCGGCCACUGGUGGACGAGAAGGGGAAGCGAAAAAAUAGGCAAAAGUGUUGCAUCCUGUAGGCGAAACGGUGCACAUCUGAUCGUGUUUCUACCACCGUUGCCUUUUGUGUUAGUUUUGUCCCCUUGACUAUCCUGGGCUCAGUUAACUUCUAAAAAUUAGUCGUUAGUUUCCCUUUGGCUCGGAUUCGUAAUAACAAAAGAGAUAAACAUCCAACGGAGGACAGGAUCGAAUAAGAAGCACCCAAAAGCUGUGCUUGAUUUUACACACAAACAUAUUUCAGUGCCAAAUGCCAUGUCUGCUGCAAGCCGGAUGCAAUUUCGAUGCGUUUGGUAAAGUCCAACUUUGCCUUUACUAUCGGAAAAACAAAUAACUGCCAUCACCGACGGACUGGAACUGUACGAAAUUGUGCUCCUUUAUUAGGAUUAGUUUAUGUUGUUGAUGGUCAGAAAGUUUGAGGUUACUUUACUCCUUUUCCCCGUUGCUCUUCUGUAGCACGCAUCGCGGGAAUUGCCGUGUCAAAUGUAUGUUCGUUUACAUUUUUAUUGAUAAAUCGCUAUCGAUUAUGAUGCGAAGGAACUGAGUAGUGCAGUCCCAGUGAAGAUUGCGAAACGCAAUGGUUUUAGUGUAGGGAAGCUACGAAAGCAAUGGGCGCACCGAAAACAAAAACACUAACAGAGCUCGAGUGUACGCCAUUGCACAACACAAACAAUGAUUCAUAUUUUUAAAACACACCUAUAUCAACCAGUGGCAUGGAAGAGGAACUAGGAUUUCACUAACUUGUUACGAAUUCGGGAGCGUGUCCUCACGCUCGAAACGAUAUCACGAUAUUGAAAGACUUACACUUAUAUCUAGCUGUUGCUAGAGGCCAUCGCCCCAAACCGUAGUCAAAUGGAGAAUUACUACUAUAUACAAAACGUGAAACCUUUUGCCGGGUGUAGAACAAUAAUGUAAAAUCUAGGACAAAACAUCGUUCACUGGCUCGACCGAGCAAGUGUUCCCAUUUUAACGGUACGGGAACCGGUUUAGUGCAGCUAUUUAAACGAAAUCAAAUGGUAUCGCUAGCGAAACGGUAGCAAAGAUGCAUCACACAGUAAACUAAAUGCAAAGCAAAUUAUUAUGAGCAUUACAUUAGCAUAACCAAGAGUCUAUUGUCUAUUAACCAAAACAAUAACGAAACGUUAAUCACUAGCUUUAAAUGUGCUUCGACAACAGUGUUAGGCAUUAAGUGCAAUCGUGCCGUUUAACAGGAAUAACAAGAUUUGUGUAACAUUAUCGAUUUGUCGGCAGGCUUCAGUCAUUAUACUGUGUUUACGAAACAGGAAUAUUCUAGCCGUUUACAUUGCAAAUGGUUUCUAUAUUAUCUAGAAAGACGGGUAACGACGCUUAUCAGUGUGUUCUCCG
Messenger RNA from Anopheles bellator, 2213 nucleotides. RefSeq names its product ras-like protein 2 (gene Ras64B). Lineage: Eukaryota; Metazoa; Arthropoda; Insecta; Diptera; Culicidae. Gene Ontology annotation, biological process: signal transduction. The transcript is spliced from 3 exons. Gene Ontology annotation, cellular component: plasma membrane. Gene Ontology annotation, molecular function: GTPase activity; GDP binding; GTP binding. The record is from RefSeq and is a predicted model, not a curated record. Bases 266 to 871 code for a protein of 201 amino acids.